This is a messenger RNA of Lycium ferocissimum, 2637 nucleotides long. RefSeq lists its product as uncharacterized. The transcript is spliced from 6 exons. The record is from RefSeq and is a predicted model, not a curated record. Lineage: Eukaryota; Viridiplantae; Streptophyta; Magnoliopsida; Solanales; Solanaceae. The coding region runs from base 1 to 2637 and encodes 878 amino acids.
AUGCUUAUUGCUACUAAUAGUAUAACAGAGAUAAAUGAUUUGAAGAAACUGUUAAGUAAGGAGUUUGACUUGAAAGAUUUAGGUGAAGAUAGGAAAGUUCUUGGAAUGGAGAUUCACAGGAAGAACGGUGAGGUACAUCUCUUACAGAAAAGACUUUCUUCUUUGAUGGCACCGCAAUCAAAGGCAGAGGUGGAGUACAUGUCAAAAGUUCCUUAUUCUAGUGCAGUUGGUAGCAUUAUGUAUACUAUGGUUUGCACUUGGCCUGAUGUUGCUCAAGCAGUGAUUGUGGUGAUACUGAUAGAAAGAGAUAAACAACGGGCUAUAUCUUUACUCUUGCAGGAGUUCACAUCAACUGAUGCGUUAGGAUGGAGAAAGGCGGGGCAAGGUAGAGCUGCUAGCAAUAUGGAUGAUGAUGGUAAUCCUAUUCAAAAUCCACCAAUGGCGGUCGUCGAAGAGGCAGCGGGGGCAGACUAUGCAGUCGCCAUUCAGCCCCCGCCUCUAAUUGGAAACUCGAGUUUCCACGUGACAAACACCAUGCCACACCUGCUCAACACUAAGGGCCUAUUCGCCGGUCUACCCAAAGAUGAUCCGAAUAGGCACCUUAAGAACUUUCUUAGGGUAUGCUCAACCAAUGUGCAUCCGGGCGUCUCAAUUGAACUAGUCAAGCUACUAUUCUUCCUGUACUCCCUAACGAAGGAAGCCACGGCUUGGUUAGAUAAUCUUCUGUCCGGGUCCAUCACUACUUGGGAGGAAUUGACCGAAUUAUUCCUCAAGAAGUUCUUCCCUCCAUUCGGGAUUUUGCAACUUCGUGACGAAAUCAACAACUUUCGUCAACUUCCUAAUGAGGCUCUCCAUGAAACUUGGAUUCAUUUUAAAAAGAAAGUCAAAAGCUGUCCCAAGCAUGGGUUGCCCGAUAGUGUGCUUCUACAAACAUUUUAUAGGUCUUUGGACUCGGUCAACAAAUCCGUGGCGAACAACAUUGCGGAAGGAUCUAUUAUGGAUAAUUCUUAUGCCACAGUUUGUAAAUUGUUGGAUAAAUUGACCGAGACUAAUGAAGCAUGGCAUACCAGAGAGUUGGAAGUAGGUGGAGGAAGUUCCUCCAAAAAUGUGCUCACUCGUGAAAUGAUCAAGAAGGAGGAAGAAAGAGAUGAGUCAAUGGCAAAACUUAUCACCCAAAUGGACCUCCUUACAAAACAUGUCAUGGGUGGUGGAAGCAAAGCGGUGAACGCGGUAGGAUCUUGUGAAGGGGGUUCUCCGGAUGAGCAUAAUUCCAAAUGUAUGAUGAGAAGGCAAAUUAUAUCAACAAUCAAACUGAGGGUUCCCGGCCAAACUACCAAGGUCCUAAUCAAGGAUCUUGGCGGUAAGGUCAAGGGAAACAAGGUUGGAACAAGGAUCAAGGUAACUCAGGGUGGAGAGAUAAUCGCAAAAACAACCAAGGGGGGUUAUAACAACAACUACAACAAUCAUCGGAGUUCAAAUCCGUAUGUCCCUCCAAAGGGGAAUCAACAAAACUCUAGUCAACCGCCUACUAACGACCCCGCUAGUUCAAAAAUCGAAGAUAUGUUGUCAAGAGUGUUGAAGAAAGUGGAACCCACCGAUACCUUUUACAGGGAGACGAGAGAUAAGAAUGAUGGUGAUCAUAAAUACAAUGCAAUCACUACUAGGAGUGGCAAACCAAUUGGGGAAGAGGCAUUGGUGAAAGAUGAUGAGAAAAUGUUUGAAGAAUCCAUCGUUGUUGAGGAAGAAGUGACUCCAAAGAAGAAACGGGCUGGUAUUGAAAAGACCAUUAUUGUGGAAGAUGGUCCGGAAAUUGUUGAAGCUCCAAAAGGCAAGGAAGCGGUAGAGGAGAUGCCAAGGGCUUCACCACCCGUUCCAAGGCCUCCUUCUCCAUUUCCUCAACGAUUGGCAAAGAAAGCGAAUGAUGGAAAAUUUCUCAAAUUUAUAGAGAGAUUGAAAGGGAUUUCAAUUAACAUUCCCUUGGUAGAAGCACUUGAACAAAUGCCCGGUUAUGCCAAAUUCAUGAAAGAUCUUGUAACCAAUAUGAGGCAUGCUAGUUUUGAAACAAUGGGAGUUACACAUCAUUGUAGCUCUAUUGUGACGAAGGCCUUGAUUCAAAAGAAAGAAGAUCCGGGAGCUUUCACCAUCCCUUGCACAAUUGGAAUGUAUAAAUUUGGCAAAGCACUAUGUGAUCUUGGAGCAAGCAUUAACUUGAUGCCGCUUGCUAUUUUCAACAAAUUGGGGUUACGCACUCCGCGACCCACAACAAUGAGAUUACUAAUGGCGAAUAGAACUAUGAAGAGACUGGUUGGUAUCCUAUAUGAUGUGCUUGUAAGGGUUGAUCGAUUCAUUUUUCCGGCCGAUUUUGUGAUCUUAGAUUGUGAAGUUGAUUUUGAGGUGCCCAUAAUCUUGGGGAGACCUUUUGUGGCCACAGGGCGUGCUUUUGUAGAUGUGGAAAGGAAUGACCUAAAAUUUAGAAUGAAUGAUGAAGAAGUCACUUUCCAUAUUUUCAAGUCAAUGAAACAAUUGACGGAUAUGAGUGUUGUGUCGGUUAUUAAUACGAUUGAUGAAGCCAUGGAUACAACCGUUGAGUAUGAGCAUAUGGGUGAUAUGUUUGGCGGUGGUGAUAAUGAACUAUGA